Ananas comosus (pineapple) is the source of this 954-nucleotide messenger RNA. RefSeq lists its product as uncharacterized. The record is from RefSeq and is a predicted model, not a curated record. NCBI's taxonomy places the organism in Eukaryota, Viridiplantae, Streptophyta, Magnoliopsida, Poales, Bromeliaceae. The transcript has 8 exons. The coding region runs from base 1 to 954 and encodes 317 amino acids.
AUGGCACUUGUGUAUGAUUCUAUACGUGACAUCACUCCUCUUGAAGACAAAUGGAAGAUCAAAGUCAGAGUGAUUUGUCUGUAUACUUUGCCUGAAUUUCAUCGUCCAGAGGGAGAUAGGAUACAUGCAACGGUAAGAAAAGCUUUCCUAAACAAAUUUAAAGGCCUUUUUAUGGAAGAAAAAGUUUAUGUGAUCAACCAGUUUGGAGUGGGGCAGAGCAGCGGCUCCUACAGGACCACUAUACAUCCUUACAAAAUUAAUUUUCAGUAUUCUACAGUUAUACAUGAGAUGGAAGAUGUUUUGACAAUAUCAAAGUAUGGAUUUAUAUUUACCCCUUUUGAUGAAAUACUUGCUAAUGUCGCUGAUGACAAAUAUUUAGUAGAUGUUAUUGGAAAGCUUUCUGGAAUUAGUAGAAUAGAAGAAAGCUGCAAGGACGUAUUUUUUUCUGUAAAACUUAUAGCAACAAGAAACUGGGUUGCACAUUGUGGGAAAGGUUCACGUAGUAUAUCAAACUCUCUUUAUGCACCCAAGAUGAUGAUCAACACUGAUAUAUCAGAAAUAUUGGAGUUCAAAAAUAAGAUUGUAAGCGGAGAACUAAGUCAAUCUAUGGUGCUUAGUGAAAUUUCAACUCAAUCCACUUUUUCUCUAACGGAUGACUUCCUAAAAGUAUCUCAAAAGAAAACUCUGGCUAAAAUUCAAGAAUGCCAACAGCCUUGUGUAUGUGUCACUCUAGCAACUGUUCUAAGUGUUGAGACUGAGCGUUGCUGGUACUACAAUUCUUGCAAAAAGUGUAGCAAAAAGGUGAUUUCUGAUGGAACUGGAUUCUAUUGUGAAUUUUGUGAGAGAAUGCUAUGUAUCGAUGUCGUGGUCGACCGUCUUUGCGGGAUCAUGCCGCACCUCCUGAAAUGCCUGAGCAGGCAAAGCCGAGUGCGCGACCAGAGGCGCACCCUCUGA